AUGAGCAUCUUCACCAUCCCAUCGAAAGCAGGUGUAGACCGCACAUCACAGGCGGGGCGGAUUCUUCCAGGCGUCCCAUGCUUUGCAUUCGGGCUAAUACCUACGAAGUCCAAUCGUUUGGGGCGUUCAAGCCAUGCCGCCGUAACGCGUCCUUCAGCCCGAAGAAGCGCAGUUUCGAAUUCCUUGAGUCUUCCAGCUUGGGAGCGGGAAUACGAAAAAGAUCGAGGCCUGGUUGGGACUUCGUAUGAGACAGCGACCGUGGAGGAGGUCGCCCCCGCUGGAGAUGGGUUCCUCAGAAUAACAGUGGAUACGGCGGUGACAUGCACCUCUCAAACUUAUACCUCAGAGGGGCAGUUUCUUUUUCUCAAACCGUGGGGAGACGAAGAUGGUUCCAUUGAACCUUGCUGCUUUACGGACCUGCCAGGAGAGGGAACCAUAAUGCAGUUUUUUGUCCCAGAGGUGAGUGCUGUAGGGGAAGCUGCUCUGGCGGGUGAAUUGCUCGAAGUUAGCGAAGUGAUGGGGAAAGGUUUUCGUCCCCAUAUUGUCUCCAAUAAGUUCAAGCAAGUUUCUGCAGUAUUGGCUGUAUGUAUUGAACAGUUUUGCUCGCCGUCACUGCUAGCCCUUCGAUACGAAAGCAGACCAAGUUCGAUUUUUUUGAUUGCAGAAAAAGAUGGUGCGUUUGCAAAGUCACUUUCAAGUUGGAUGGCAGGCGGCUCUGGCAAUCGUGCCGUUUAUUACUUUCCAGAUGAGUCUAGUCUCAUACGAGCAUUUGAAGCACAGCUCGAACGAGAAGCAAGUGCAGCUGUAUUGCUUAGCGCUGAUAGGAACUUGUGCCAUCGAGCGGAAGAAGCGGUACAUCGUCUUGGCGAAGGAAGAAAUCUUUACACGUUCGCUCCAUGA
Chondrus crispus (carragheen) is the source of this 900-nucleotide messenger RNA. RefSeq lists its product as hypothetical. Lineage: Eukaryota; Rhodophyta; Florideophyceae; Gigartinales; Gigartinaceae. Bases 1 to 900 code for a protein of 299 amino acids. The record is from RefSeq and is a predicted model, not a curated record. The transcript has a single exon.